This is a messenger RNA of Etheostoma cragini (Arkansas darter), 2274 nucleotides long. RefSeq names its product actin filament-associated protein 1-like 2. Gene Ontology annotation, biological process: inflammatory response; regulation of interleukin-6 production; positive regulation of DNA-templated transcription. Gene Ontology annotation, molecular function: SH2 domain binding; SH3 domain binding. The transcript is spliced from 16 exons. Gene Ontology annotation, cellular component: cytosol. The record is from RefSeq and is a predicted model, not a curated record. Lineage: Eukaryota; Metazoa; Chordata; Actinopteri; Perciformes; Percidae. The coding region runs from base 79 to 1980 and encodes 633 amino acids.
CUUCAGUGCUUCUUCACAGAGCAGAAAGAAAGAGAGAGUUCACUGAGGGGGAAAUCUGUUCUCUGUUUCUGUUGCUUGAUGUUUUUGACUCUGGAGCAGAGAAAUGAGACUGAUGAUCAGCAGCAACUGAAACGACAGACAGACAUGGACAAACAGAAAGUGCUGGCCAAGCUGAUCUCGGAUCUGCAGUCCUUCCUGUCUGUUCUGGACUCUGAACAGAACCUGAGUUACAUUGCUCAGUCUCAGAAGAAAUCCAUUUCAGAGCUGCUGUCCAAACUGCAAACAAACGACACUCCUGUGGAAGAUGCUGAGUACAUGAUCAUGAGCUGUCCAUCAUCGUCUCCUAGCAACGAGCUGGCAGACACACCUGGGACAGAUAUGUCUGCUUGUCCAGGAGGUGUCCAGUCUGAGCUGGUCUCAAAUCAGGACUCACCUGUGUGGCUGACAAAAGGGGGCCCUGAGGUGCCACCCCUACCUCCGGGAGGUCUCGGAGGUGAUGAGGAUGAUGAAGAUACCUAUGAGGAGGCGGAACCUUACUUACCUGACACAACCAUGUCUAACACUGUAAAGGCGGAGUCAGACAGCAGUCACUACGAGUCGUACGGGGAGGAAGAUGGUGAUGAUGAUGAUGAUGAUGAGAAGCCUGUGAAGGACAGAGCUCACUACAUCCAAUGGAGCGCCUCCCAGCCCUGCCUAAGACCCAUCCCAGAGUCCCGCUUGUGUGGUUACCUGUGGAAAAGAAAAUGGCUUGGACAGUGGACCAAACAGCUGUUCAUCAUCAGGAGUGACGAACUGCUGUGUUAUAAAUGUGCUCAGGACCUGCUGCCUCAGCUGGAGUUGAACCUGCGCGGCUGUCGGCUUUUCUACAAGUCAAAGAGCAACAGGAAGAUCCAGCACCAGCUGAAACUGGUGUUACUGGGAUCAGAGACACUGGUGCUGGGUUACAGCAGUUUCCAGCAGGCCGACGAAUGGAGGAGGGUGAUAGAGGAGGUGAGUGCCGGGCGUGAAGUGGAGACUCAGAGCUCGUUGUCUCUGAUCAGAUCAGACGGGUUGCUGUCCUGCAGGUCCAGUACAGUCCAAAUUGACUCUGAGGAAGAGAAACCUUCAGCUGAAUGCGUUCUCAACAAAGAAAAAGGUUUCCUGAGCGUGCUGAUGAACUGUCAGUGGCAGAGUUUACUGUGUCAGGUGGAGGCAGGUCUACUCAACAUGUUUGGAGAGGAGAAGAAGGAGGAGGAGGUAGAGAGGUCGCCUCAGUACACCGUCCAGCUCAGAGGGUGUGAGGUCAGAGGUGGGCCUGACACCGACCACUCCUACAGGAUCACACUGAGCAUGCUUGGUGACCAAGUGGCUGUGCUGGAGGUGAGUAGUUCAAGUGAAAAGGAGCGAUGGUUAAAGCUGCUGCAGGACGGAGCUGCCAAUCCCAGUCACCAAGACAAGAACACACAGAUCAACACAGGUGGAGCUCUCAGUGGGCUGCAGACUAGAAGGUUUCCCACCUCCAAUACCUACAUGGACGACCCCUUCUGCCUUAGUGGAGCAGGCCAAGACCAACCCAUCUACUCCAACACCUCCAUACUGGAGCUUAUGCUCCACAGCUCUCAGGAUUCAGUUCAAUGCAGCUCGGUGUCAUCCAGAGACUCAGUGACCUACAGCAACACCAUCUUCACCGGCCCCAACAGGAAGUCGGUGGAGGUGGAACGAGGCGUUCAGAAGCUUGACUUAACGGGGAAGAGGACGGUGCAGCUGAGGGCGGGGUCAGAGAUAAACUUGGCCUCUGUUGGCAAGCAAAACAAACGCACCUCGUUUAGACAGUCGCUGGCCAUCUGCAGUGAGCGUGCUCAGGCAGGUUUCCUAAACCCUCUGCUGCGACGGACGGCCUCAGCUAAAAACUCCCUUAGACGAGCUCCUUCAGCGCUGUUCAUUGAACAUGGAAAGGUAUUCCAGAGGAGGAAGGAAUGGGAAACCAAAGCUGCUACUUGAUACCAACCAUCUGUUGUCAUUAUCGUUAUCAUCAUCAUCAUCAUCAUCAUCAACAUCUACAAACAGUCCUUUCAAUUAAAGAACUUUCUGACAUGCUUUACAAUGAGUGAAGUUACUCAUUAUGGUCAGAGGGGGAGAAAGUAUAUUUUACUUCCAUAAAAAUAGUAAAACCACAGUAAAGGAAUACUCUGUUACAAAUCAAAGUCCUAAUCUUAACUAAAAUCACAAAAAUAUUAGCAUCAAAAUGAACUUAAAGUACCAAAAUUACUCAUUAUGUAGAAUAAUAUACUAUAU